GUUCACAUGCAGGAACAUCAUGGCGGCUGCAUCAACACCGGCGGUGCAUGAGCAGACACCUAAAGCAUCGGCGUCAGGGCCAAUGCCUUUUGACUUCUCUCAACCCCCGGUCAUCGAAGGCUUCAGCCCUUUGCCCAGGAUCAAAGAGGAGACUUUCAAAGAAAAGUUAACUAGGAAAACCAAGGAGAACCCCUUCGUUCCCAUAGGUUGUUUGGGCACAGCUGGGGCCCUGAUCUACGGCCUCCGCGCUUUCCACCAAGGGAAAACCAGACAGUCCCAGAUGAUGAUGAGGGGACGCAUCUUUGCUCAAGGUUUCACAGUAGUUGCCAUCAUCUUUGGUGUAUUUGCCACAGCCGUGAAACCAAAGCAGUGAGGACGAACCAGUGCAUCUCUUCCGUGGUCCUUUCAACUUGGCGUUGGACUCUGAACAAGAUGAAUGAUGUUCUUCAACCGUCAUUCACAUGCAUUUGUAAAUGCCAAAUUAUUUAUAUUAUUGCUUAGAAACUGUGACUUUUGUUCAAGGUGAUAAAAUGCUUUGCAUCGACGCUCCAGUAUUCAACAAAGUCGAGGCAGCUUUUUACCGAGACCAUGUAAGCAAGCUGGGUUCAUUUUAAACAAUGUAACAGUUUUUGCAGCUCUAAGACUUUUACUUUCAGAUAUUUCCAAGGUAACAUUGGAAUAAUUCAAAUAACUGUUUUCUGAUAUAAACUUUCCUUUGACUCCAAUGUCUUGUCUGUUC
Molecule: messenger RNA, 739 nt
Organism: Cololabis saira (Pacific saury)
Lineage: Eukaryota; Metazoa; Chordata; Actinopteri; Beloniformes; Belonidae
Gene: higd2a
Product: HIG1 hypoxia inducible domain family, member 2A
Exons: 2
Coding region: 20-373 (117 amino acids)
Biological process (GO): mitochondrial respirasome assembly
Cellular component (GO): mitochondrion
Source: RefSeq, a predicted model, not a curated record